Molecule: messenger RNA, 1332 nt
Organism: Histoplasma mississippiense
Lineage: Eukaryota; Fungi; Ascomycota; Eurotiomycetes; Onygenales; Ajellomycetaceae
Exons: 10
Coding region: 1-1332 (443 amino acids)
Cellular component (GO): Cul4-RING E3 ubiquitin ligase complex
Molecular function (GO): protein binding
Source: RefSeq, a predicted model, not a curated record
AUGGAUUCGGUCCCGCGGGACAUCCCAGGGUACUACUAUGACGCGGAGAAGAACAAGUAUUUUAAAAUCCAAGCAAAUCACACUGCACCGUUAGGAUCGAAGUAUUCUAGGGAUGAUAUAAAACAAAGGGAGCAGACAGCUCUGAGACGAAAGAGAAUAGAAGAUCACUCCCAGCGAGUGUUGACAGAGACUAUCAAAAGGUCAAACAUGCUACAUUAUCCGCUGGGUGGCAAAUUGCUGCAGCGGGAGUGUGGCACACUACCCACGUCGAAGAGUUUUGUUUCUGAAAACUGUGCAGCCGUAUGUGCAAGGCUAUAUUCAAGGAAUCGCUUGGUUGAUGUAUCGAGCCUGGAUGUCCUAUUUCCCGUGGCGAGGUUCGCCAGGGACCCUUGGACUGGGACUCUCCUGGUUGCGGUCAAUACGGCGUGGAACUUUAAUCUUCUGUCUUAUCUCCCCAAUAAACAAAAUCGACCCUGGCAGUACAAGUCGCAUCAGAGACAGUGCAAUCGGGUAAUGAUUGGGCAUGAUUGGGCCCAACUGGCUGGCUUCUUUAGCAACUCGAGUGACCUGUUACUCAUCACUCGGACCGAAUCAACCUGGGCAGCCAAAGACGUCAAGCUGCCGAAUACUGCUGAUGUCAUGUCUGUGGAGUGGCUGACACCUCGAGUGGUUAUCGCCGGGAUGAACAACUCUCUGGUCCAGUUCUUUGACCUGCGUUCUCAGGAUACUGUAUCGAGACUCCAGCAUCCACAUGGUGUAUACAAAAUUCGGAAGGUGGAUGAGUGGAGAAUUGUGGUGGCAGGAGCGAAGAAAAAUCUACACAUGUAUGAUCUCCGCUAUGCCUCAAGCGGCAUCGCAAGGCAUCCUCAGCCCAACAAACCCAAUCACACCUCGACGAAGCCCUAUAUCUCAUUCCACGAAUACGAAAACGACCACAUAUCCCAUGACGAGCUAGAUAUCAGCCCCGAAAUCGGUCUUCUCGCAUGUACUUCUCCUUCCAAGAGGAUCCAGCUUUUCUCCCUCAGCACUGGCAAACUUAUCAUGCCCCCGCCCCUAGUUCCCUCCCAUUCCUCUUGCCUAUCAUCCACCCCAAACACACCACUGUCAAUACCAUCGAGCCGCAUCCAACUACAAGCACACCAGGACGUGGUCGCCGAAGUUCCCAAUCCCAAUCGUGCAGAUACACCCAUAACCUACUACCAGUAUCAAGACCCGAUUACCUGUCUCCGUUUUGAGAAUCUGAAGGAGGUGCCAGCGGCAAAUGGUGCGGGGAAUACAGGAAAGCCGAACAAGGUGUUUGGUUGUGUUUUCCAUGGUUAUGGACAAGGCUAG